Messenger RNA from Acipenser ruthenus (sterlet), 1903 nucleotides. Its product is annotated as hippocalcin-like protein 4. Bases 231 to 806 code for a protein of 191 amino acids. Lineage: Eukaryota; Metazoa; Chordata; Actinopteri; Acipenseriformes; Acipenseridae. The record is from RefSeq and is a predicted model, not a curated record. The transcript has 4 exons. Gene Ontology annotation, molecular function: calcium ion binding.
UCACAUUGCAGAGCAUAGGAGCGCACAGAGCUGACUGGCACGGUAGUGAUAAUUGCAAUUGGGAAUACGUUUAACAAAGCGAGUCGCUUCAAAGUGCUUAUUAUAUCCGCUAUUCAGCAGCAAACUAGUGCUGUAUUACUCAGCUACGAGUUACUGUGUAAAAGGCUUGCCAAAUCUAAUUUGGAACUAAAAGUUUGACACAGAUUGUGAAUUCGUAGUUGUGUUGCGCGAUGGGGAAACACAACAGCAAGCUGGCUCCGGAGGUUCUGGACGACCUGUCAAAGAGUACAGAGUUCAACGAGAGCGAGCUGAAGCAGUGGUACAAGGGCUUCCUGAAGGACUGUCCCACCGGCAUCCUCAACCUGGAGGAGUUCCAGCAGCUCUACGUCAAGUUCUUCCCGUACGGAGAUGCCUCCAAGUUCGCACAGCAUGCCUUCCGGACGUUCGAUAAGAACGGGGACGGGACCAUCGACUUCCGGGAGUUCAUCUGUGCCCUGUCCAUAACAUCCCGGGGCAGCUUUGAGCAGAAACUCAACUGGGCCUUCAACAUGUACGACCUGGACGGAGACGGCAAGAUCACACGCAUGGAGAUGCUGGAGAUCAUUGAGGCGAUCUAUAAGAUGGUGGGCACGGUGAUCAUGAUGCGCAUGAAUGAGGACGGGCUGACCCCGCAGCAGCGCGUCGACAAGAUCUUCAGCAAGAUGGACAGGGAUCACAACGACGAGAUCACGCUCGAGGAGUUCAAGGAGGCAGCCAAGAGCGACCCCUCCAUCGUGCUGCUGCUGCAGUGCGACAUGCAGAAAUAGAUGAGGGAGAGGGAAGAGAGGGAGAAGGGAGAGGGGGAGAGGGACUCCCACAGCAUCUGGAGCUAGCAGGGGUGUGCUGGGACCAGCUUAUCUGUUUAUGUUACUCGCCAGCUUCGGUACCGUAAUGUUUUUACGGCUCCCCUCAGAGUUGUUUAGUACACUUUUUAGUUCAGUUGGGAUAGAGCCGUCCUCUCGCCCAUGUUGGUCCACAGGUAUUAGUGCCCCCACCCAAUCUUCUCUGUGCUGAGCAGAGCGUCCUUUUUUAGAGGAAAUAUUGAAUUUGGGUGCCACCUGUUUUUCCCUCUAACUGGAAAGGGAUUAGCUGUCUAGCAAAGGAAGAAAGAAAGAAAGAAAGAAAUAGAUAUGGUUCAAUGUGUGGAACGGAGCUGCUCAGUAGCGUUGUACCCUCUGCUGGGACUUGUCCAGUAUAUUUGAAAUUAAAAGUUCUAAUGCACAAUGAUUAGGGAAGCAGUAAAAAAGGUACUGAAGUUAAUAAAGGGUGAAAUCCAAGGGACUUUUCCUUUAAUAUCUUUUUAAUGCAAAAAAAUACAAAGAAAUGGGGAUUCCUACUCUUUGACCACUGUGUGUCAGUAAUGUUCAAUUUGAAGUGCCAAUGAAGAGACUUUUUCCCGGGACAAAUUGAUUGUAUAUAAGGAAGUUUAGAUCUGUCAAUUUUAAAAUUCCCUGCGUGCCAUAAAUUAACUAACAGGCGUUCGGGCUGUUGAAGCCUAAACUACUUUGAAACCUGAGAUUUAAAAUAACUGGUAGAUUCAAAGUUCCAAGCAGAUUUCACAGGUAAAAUGUCGUGUUAAUUUUGUCUGCACAUCCCUGCUCUUAGCCGGCCCCUCCUCUCCCAGCUCCUAUUAAACUGAGUCUCAAAGGCAGACCGAACAAAGCUUUUUAAUCCUAGGGCAACUCCGGUCAAAGUGCUCUAACCAGAAGCACUGGAGUUCCUUUAGAUCUGUGACUCUGGAAACAAGUUAAAGACUUCAUACUUCUUACAUGAGAAACAACCCAGGCAGAACUGCAGUAAAUGAGCAUUGCAUUGCAGUUACAGGCUGCAGUUUAAAGCAACUGGCCACUAUACAUUUUUUUUU